This is a messenger RNA of Aspergillus niger, 219 nucleotides long. RefSeq lists its product as hypothetical. The transcript is spliced from 3 exons. The record is from RefSeq and is a predicted model, not a curated record. The coding region runs from base 1 to 219 and encodes 72 amino acids. Lineage: Eukaryota; Fungi; Ascomycota; Eurotiomycetes; Eurotiales; Aspergillaceae.
AUGGCUCCAGUGGCAUCUGCUCAAGAGACCCGAGACUACACUUCUGUCUUCAAGCAAUGGAAUGAAUUAGGAAGGAGAGGAGAGUGUAUUGCGAAAUCACUCAGCUCAGCUCACCUUAUUUUGCCGAGGAACUGCCUGCCCUUAGUGGCACCCCGUGGUGAGUAUCCCUACCCCUACCACGACUUUCACACUUGGAAAGGCGUAUCGGGAGGAUGGUAA